Molecule: messenger RNA, 4511 nt
Organism: Neltuma alba
Lineage: Eukaryota; Viridiplantae; Streptophyta; Magnoliopsida; Fabales; Fabaceae
Product: DNA ligase 6-like
Exons: 19
Coding region: 153-4358 (1401 amino acids)
Biological process (GO): DNA repair; DNA recombination; DNA biosynthetic process
Molecular function (GO): ATP binding; DNA ligase (ATP) activity; DNA binding
Source: RefSeq, a predicted model, not a curated record
CAUGGAUACGAGUCCUCGCGGGAAGAAUCCUGAACCAGAAACCGUUCUUUCUUGUAGACCCAUCAGCCAUUGAUGCUUCGUCUGCCUUCCGCUCAUUCACUGAGAAACACACAGCUACACAAGCUUCUUCCUUGGCUUCUCUUUCAUCGCAAAUGCCCAAAUCCCAAACCCUAAGUUCGCUUGAGCUCUUCCACAGUGCUUUCCAACGCCUAAGGUCGUCGCCUCCCUCUCAGUCAGUCUCUCUCCAGCCCUCCCACUCCCCUCUUCCGCCGUCUUUCCCCCAGUAUAAACUCAUCCCCAAAACCCGGUUUUUGGUGGACGCAUUCCGCCAUGCCGGCGAUUACUCUGUUGCCUACUUCCUUUCCCAUUUCCACUCUGAUCACUACACUGGUCUUGGCUCUAAUUGGUCUAAAGGCAUUGUUUAUUGCUCCAACACCACUGCUCGACUUGUCGUUGAAGUGCUCGGGGUUCCUUCGAAGUUCGUAGUCCCUUUACGGCUCUGUGAGCCUGUUGAGAUUGAUGGGUGUGAAGUCACUCUUAUUGAUGCGAAUCAUUGCCCUGGGGCUGUGCAAUUCUUGUUUAAAAUUCCGGGUGUUGAUGGAAAGUGCGAGAGGUAUGUUCACACGGGAGAUUUUCGGUUUUCUAAGGCAAUGAAGUCAGAGCCUUUACUUGCUGCAUAUGUUGGUGCCGAUGCCGUAUUUUUGGACACAACCUAUUGUCACCCAAAGUUUCAGUUUCCUAGCCAAGAAGAGUCUGUAGCUUAUAUAGUUGAUGUAGUUGAGAGGGCUGAAAAUGAAAAUGAUGGUUCUAUUGGGAAUGUUCUGUUCCUUGUUGCUACUUAUGUUGUUGGGAAAGAGAAGAUUCUGCUUGAACUUGCUCGUAGGUUUAAACGUAAAGUGCAUGUGGAUGCUAGAAAAAUGGAGGUUUUGCGGGUUCUUGGGUAUGGGGAAGGCGGGGACUUUACAGUUGAUGACUCUCAAACUAAUAUUCAUGUUGUUGGGUGGAAUGUGUUGGGUGAGACAUGGCCAUACUUUAGACCUAAUUUUGUUAGAAUGAAGGAGAUUAUGACUGAGAGAGGGUACUCUAAAGUCGUGGGUUUUGUUCCAACUGGAUGGACUUAUGAAGUGAAGCGCAAUAAAUUUACUGUGAAGUCGAAGGAUUCAUUUCAGAUUCAUCUUGUACCAUAUAGUGAACAUUCUAACUAUGAUGAGCUCAGGGAAUACGUAAAGUUUUUGAAACCAAAGCGUGUUGUUCCUACAGUAGGUGUAGAUGUUGACAAAACUGACAGUAAACAUGUGGAGAAGAUGAUGAAGCAUUUUGCUGGGUUAGUUGAUGAGACAGCCAACAAGCAGGAAUUUUUAAAGGGAUUUCAUUUUACAUCUAGUGAAGGGGGCUUCAAGUUUGACAAGGAUGAUAAUGAUGCCAUGAAGCCAGGGCAGGACAUGGAGGCAGAAGUGAAGUUAUUUGACAAGGGAGAUGAUAAGAGUAUUAAUCCAGAUAUUUCUCUAAAUUUGUCUUCUACUCUUGAGGAACCUGACUUGCGGGAUCCCACAUCACUAAAGGAUGAGGAAACAGAGAAGAUCGGUCAAGAGAUGUCUUGUUAUUUGCCCGCAUGGGUGACUCAGGGACAAGUUCUAGAGCUGAUCAGCAAUGCAAGGGGCAAUGUGGUUGAAGCUGUUUCUAGUUUCUUUGAACGUGAAACUGAAUUUCAUGAUCAAGUAUUUUCCUGUCAAACGUCUGUUUCUGCAUCCACAUGCUUAUCCGAUGGCAGUGAUUUGCUUUCAAUAGCCCCCGUUGUUAGUAGUAAAACUUGCUUGAGUGUUGACAUUUCACCAAGUCAAGACUUUAAGUUAUCCGCCCCGAGAAAUUCAGUAGCAAGUAGCAUUUCUCCUGCUAAAAGGAAGAGAAAUAGUGAAAGAAAGCUAAACAAGAAAGUAAAAGUCCAUACAAAAUCAGAAUCAAGUGGGCCAAAACAGUCCAGGAUAACAAAAUUCUUCACUAAAGCCUUGCCUGACAUCACCCAAUCUGGUAAUUUUGAAGCCAGUACUGAUCAAAGCCCUAAAGAUGAAAACUUGCUACAAUUUGAUGUUGAAAAAGCAUAUGAGGAUGAGAUCAACCAGUUCAUGCAGAUAAUAAAUGGCGAUGAAUCAUUAAAAAGUUAUGCUAUCACAAUAAUUGAGAAGACGAAAGGAGAUCUAAAUAAGGCAUUGGACAUAUAUUAUCGUAAUCCUGGGAAUUUUGCUGAGAAUGAAAAAUCAGUUCAACUUGAGUGCAAAGUGGACAACUCUUCGGAAAGGAAAUGUGUGUCACAGGAAUUAAGAUCCACACCACAUGAUAUUUCUGUGCGAAGCAUAUCCAGAGAGAGUGUAGAUGCAACUCUUGUACCUCUACCACCUAAAGAAUACAACCCUAAAGAACACGCGUGUUGGAGAGAUGGAGAGUCUGCGCCAUAUUUACAUCUUGCACGAACCUUUAACCUUCUUGAGGAUGAGAAAGGGAAGAUAAAGGCUACUUCAAUGUUAUGCAAUAUGUUCAGAAGUUUGUUGGCCUUGUCUCCUGCUGAUGUACUUCCUGCUGUGUACCUGUGCACAAGUAAAAUUGCUGCUGACCAUGAAAAUAAGGAAUUAAAUAUUGGUGGAAGUCUGAUUACUGCAGCACUAGAAGAGGCAUGUGGAACAACUCGAUUGAAAAUAAAGGAGAUGUAUAACAAAUUUGGUGACCUUGGUGAUGUUGCUCAAGAGUGUCGGCAAACACAGAGAUUGCUCGCUCCUCCAACACCACUUCUGAUUAAAGAUGUUUUCUCUGCACUUCACAAGAUAAGCUUACAAACAGGCAAUGGAAGCACUCUUCGGAAGAAAAACAUAAUUGUAAAUCUCAUGUGCUCUUGUCGGGAGAAGGAGAUAAAGUUUCUUGUUCGGACUUUGGUCAGGAAUUUACGGAUUGGUGCAAUGAUUAGAACUGUUUUGCCUGCUCUGGCCCAAGCUGUCUUUAUGAAUUCAUGCCCUGCUUUACACCAAGAUGGAACUGCAGAAAAUUUGAAGGAGAAGCUUCAGGGCCUUUCAGCGGAAAUUGUUGAAGCAUAUAACAUACUCCCAAAUUUGGAUCUUCUAAUACCAUCUCUAAUGAACAAAGGCACUAAUUUUUGUGCUUCAAGUUUGUCAAUGGUUCCAGGAAUACCUAUCAAGCCUAUGCUUGCAAAGAUCACUAAUGGCAUUCCCCAAGUCCUGAAGUUAUUUCAAAAUAAAGCAUUUACUUGUGAAUACAAGUAUGUCCUAUUCUUCAUAUAUGAUGGCCAGCGGGCCCAGAUUCACAAAUUAAGUGAUGGAUCGAUUCGUGUUUUCUCAAGAAAUGGAGAUGAAACAACAUCAAGAUUUCCAGAUUUGAUUGACAUAAUCAAGGAAUUCUGCAAGCCUGCUUCAGUGACUUUUAUACUGGAUGCUGAAAUUGUGGGUAUUGAUAGGAAGAAUGGAUAUAGGUAUAUGGCUUUUCAAGAGUUAUCUUCACGUGGGAGAGGAAGUAAAGAUGCCUCAGUUACUACAGAGAGCAUAAAGGUGGACGUUUGCCUGUUUGUCUUUGACAUCAUGUUUGCUAAUGGGCAACAGCUAUUGGGUUUUCCUCUCCGUGAAAGGCGAAAACAUCUGAAGGAUUUGUUCUACGACGAGAAACUUGGAUAUUUUGAAUAUGCAAAAGAAACAACUAUUGAAGCAGAUGAUGCUUCAUUAACCUGUGAUGUCACGGUAACUAAGAUAAACUCUUUCCUAGAAGACGCAAUGCAUUCGGCAUGUGAAGGAAUUAUGGUGAAGUCGUUGGAUGUUGAUGCUGGAUAUUCUCCAUCAAAGCGUACAGACACAUGGUUAAAGGUGAAGCGAGAUUAUGUGGAUGGUUUAAAUGAUUCUCUUGAUUUAGUACCAAUUGGUGGUUGGUAUGGAAAUGGAAGGAAGGCUGGAUGGUAUAGCCCAUUUCUCAUGGCAUGUUACAAUCCUGAAACAGAGGAGUACCAAAGCGUAUGCCGUGUGAUGUCUGGGUUCUCAGAUGCCUUCUACAUGGAGAUGAAAGAAUUCUUUUCCGAGGACAAGAUAUUGUCCAAAAAGCCACCAUACUACCGAACAGCCGAGGUACCAGACAAGUGGUUCUGUCCUCUGCUUGUUUGGGAAAUAAGAGGUGCAGAAUUUACAGUAUCUCCAGUUCACCAAGCUGCCCUUGGUCUGGUUCAUCCGUCUCGUGGCAUCUCAAUCAGAUUCCCAAGAUUUGUUCGCAAUGUUUUGGACAGGAACCCCGAAGAAUGCAGCACAGCUGCUGAUAUAGCUGAAAUGUUUCAUUCUCAGACUCGGAAGAUGGAUGUUGCAGCUGAAGAUUAACUUUAAUUACUUCAUACUACAUCUACCAUCUUCUCCCUUUUGUAAAUGCUUUUGUAUAUAUACAGUAAAGUACACUCAGUUCCGCUAAAUUUCACAUUAAUUACAGAUACUUCACUUUUAUUUUUAAAACCUAUAGAUAAAAACCUAUAUGAA